AUGUCGAGUUCGCGCAAUGUUGCAAGGCUGUCUUCUGGCUCCAGAAGCAGUUUCAUGCAUGCUCAAUGCAUCCGUCGGAGAUCAGCUAGACUGGUUGCGCCGUGGUUCUCGACUCGAUUAGAAUGCGCCAGAGUCGCAGGUACUGAGGCGGCCAUAAUUCAUAUUGUCCAACAACAGCGAUACCAAUCCUCUUCACACGAACCAACAGAACAGAAACCACCAUUACCCCCAUCGAAACUUCUUCUGCGAGCUCUAAAACAGGGCUUAAGUUUUCGUCCCCUGCUCAGCGCCUUUCGAGGCCAGAGUCUUCGUUCUCUAUUUCGACAAAGUCCCGAAGAACUCGUCCUUGCUAUUGCUCUCCUAUGCGGUAUAGCUGGCAUAUCCGUUUACGUAGGUUAUGCUUAUUUCAAUUACUUUCAGUCGAAGCAGUUCACUCGAUUCCCUCCACCGAUCGCUAAGUCCCUUCGCCGUGCUCUGUACUAUAGUAAUUAUACACCGGAUCCGAGGUUAGCCCUCAAAUAUUACAAGAUGGCGUUGGAGCAGUGUUCGGAAGCCGGUCUUGACCCAUUCUCUGAUGAAGUUAUGGGGAUUAGGAUUCAAUUAGCUGCUUGGUUUGAAAAAAUCGGCAGCUACAAAAAUUCCAUUGAGGUCCUAGAGGCGCUCCUACAAGAUUGCGGAAAAUGGGUUGAAAAAUUGGAAAAGGGUGUUCAGGACGGGUUGGUUGACAAUUCGGGAAGGCUAGUAGGCUCACUAGAAACGCAACGCGCUGGAGCAGAAGCAGAUGCUGAGUCCGAGGCACAUAUAGCCCCAGAAAACCUAUGGGCUAAGAGGACGAGGAUACUAGGGAAAUCCGUUGGGAUUAGCGUCAAGCUUGGAGAGCUUUAUUCUGAUGAGCAUGUCCUUCAAAGCGACUCGGCCGGUGAACGCUUAGUAUGGGCAGUCGAGACCGUAUUAAAAGAAUUGCAGAGGCGCCAAAUUGAGGGUGUGAAGGCGGGUGAGGGGGAUUGGAUGAGCCCGGGGCAAAUUGGUGGUGCGCUGGAAGCUUUGGGAAACCAUUACGAGUCCAAGUCACAGUACUACCUCGCGGCGCCGCUCUUCCUUCAAGCUAUUUCACUUUCGCCCUCUAAUAGUUGUCAUACCGCCGUAUUAAUGAACAACCUAGCAAUUUCCCUGGCGCAGCAACCUAUCCACGUGUCGUCCAAUUCAAGCCAAUCCUCCCAAGUAGGAGGGCCCGCCGUGGGUGCUCAACCGACGCGAGCUGCCCUUCUAGCUAGUGCCCGCUCGUGGGCUUUACAAGCCCAACAGGCAGCACGGAAGGUGCAGGGCGAGGAUAGAACCAGCGAAUGUGACGAAGCCUGUGCCGUAGCACUCUGCAACCUUGGAGACAUUGCAACCAUGGCAGGGGACCUCGAAGAAGCCAGGCGUAGAUUCGAGGAGGGUUUGACUCUAAGUAGAAGGAUCUCCUUUGAAGAGGGUGCCAUGCAAGCCCAGGAGGGCCUAACACGCCUACCCAAGACGUCAUAA
Messenger RNA from Hypoxylon trugodes, 1524 nucleotides. RefSeq names its product TPR domain-containing protein. Lineage: Eukaryota; Fungi; Ascomycota; Sordariomycetes; Xylariales; Hypoxylaceae. The transcript is spliced from 4 exons. The coding region runs from base 1 to 1524 and encodes 507 amino acids. The record is from RefSeq and is a predicted model, not a curated record. Gene Ontology annotation, molecular function: misfolded protein binding. Gene Ontology annotation, cellular component: i-AAA complex. Gene Ontology annotation, biological process: protein quality control for misfolded or incompletely synthesized proteins.